AUGGGGAACAAACACGGAAAGAGGAAAAACUACGAGUUAUGUGAAUUUCAAUUUGAGAAAGAGUUCCAAGUGAAGUUCCCCUGGAACGAAAUCGUCCAGUGGGGCAGCCAAGAUGUGAACGUAGACAUGACGCUCGCGGGCAUCGAAAAAACAAUAGAAGAAAUAAAAGACAUAACGACAGAUGAGGAGACCUAUUUUAAGAUGACCCAAGUGCAAUGCAUUGAUCCCUUUCACUUUGAUGACGACUUGGUCAUGUGGGCACAAUCCCUUUUGAAGGAAAAUAGGAACUUGCGAAGAAUUCGGUACAACCUGGUUCCGAGGGUCCUUAGCGAAAACGAGUUUUGGAUGCGCUACUUCUCGGCCAUAAAGCUCAUCGUUACGAAAAAUGCCUUUGAGGGGGAGCAGGGUGGGGGUGGUAUUCCCGGGACGUGA
Plasmodium vivax (malaria parasite P. vivax) is the source of this 432-nucleotide messenger RNA. RefSeq lists its product as hypothetical. The transcript has 2 exons. The coding region runs from base 1 to 432 and encodes 143 amino acids. The record is from RefSeq and is a predicted model, not a curated record. Lineage: Eukaryota; Apicomplexa; Aconoidasida; Haemosporida; Plasmodiidae.